GGCGGUGCUCAGGGUUUUCUUGUGUCGGCCCCCCACCCCCCCCCGUCCAUGUGCCAGUCACUUCGGUCACCCGCUGUUGACUGCAUCCGUCUCAGUCAGCCGCUUAUGACUGCACCCACACACGAGGCGUGACGGUUGGUGUAACAAUUCUUAAGACAUGUUGCUACUGCACAUCUCUGUCCUGACAUAAAGCCGUGAUUUGAACUCGGUUCAUUCGAUGUGAUUUAUUUGUGUCGCUUCAACACGGAUGUGAUUUAUUGAUGACGUACGAUUCUCUGUGACGUACGUGUUGGUAUGACGCGGUGAUCUGAUUUAUUGAUGACGUACGGUUCUCUGUGACGUACGUGUUGGUAUGACGCGGUGAUCAGUGCCAGGUUGUAUUGCCACGAGAGAACGAGGGCCACACACAAGUGUCAAGAUGUACAUUGGAUAGACUCGGUCAUCACAAACAGCUCACAGCACUAACAGCAGGGAUACGGUUGGAAAGUUACCUGCUCUCCUGGUCACGUACGUAGACCUGUUGGAUACUUGCAUCCAUAACCUGGAUACUUACAUCCAUUGACCAGAGGCUGGAUACUUACAUCCAUUAACAGAACCUGGAUACUUACAUCCACUGACCAUAUGCUGGACACGUAUAUUGACCAGGGAUGUGGGUCUUGAGACAUGCAUGAAUUCCUCAAGAUGCAGUGCUAUCCUGAUUUCACGCCCCCUAACAUGGCCCUGGCCAAGACGAACCCAGUCCUGUGUGGGGCGGCCAAACGAAAGGCCAAGUCCAUCGACUCGUCUGCUGCCCAGAUCCAGCAACAGAACCUCCUGAUGAUGGUUGCCCAGCAACAGGGUCAGCUCCAGCAGUCGCUCCAGCAUCCCGGCCUGCCCCGCGCCCUGCAGGAGAUGAUGCAACAACACACGAUGGCAAUGCAGCAGCAACAAGACUACCAGACCCUGAGCGAGCAGCUGCAGCUGAACAUCAUGCAGCAGGCCCAGAUGAUCAAAGACAGCAGCUCGGGGAAGGGCCUGAAGCCCUCCCACAGCAGCCAGAGCUUCCAGACCCUGCUCCUCCAGCACCAGCAGCUCAUGCAGCAGAUGCAGCUCUUCCAGCGGCCGUUCGCCCUGGCCGCCAGCAUGUUGCCGCACCUCGGUCUGCAUCAAGGUAUGAUGUCGCCUGCCGACAUCCAGCAGAUGUGGAAGGACGAGCCGAUGGCAUCAGGACUUGACGACAUCAAGGCCGUCAAUGGGAUGAGCCCAGCCACCACCUGCCACAGCAGCAACAGCUACACCAACAGCUACAGCAACAGCUACAGCAACAGCAACGGUCUCUCCAGCAAGCGGACAUCGCCAUCAUACCAUAACGGGGAUAUGAACGUCUUCAACAAUAUCAAGUCAGAAACCAACGCAGUCGCCACAAACUCGUCAUCGUCGUUAUCGUCGUCGUCCAAAGAUCAUCUCUCAAACGGCACCAGUCCGUCCCCCACCCACCCCCUGUAUGUAAACAACUGCUGUAAGUGGCCCAACUGUGACGCGCAUAUAACAGAGUUCAAUGAGUUCAUCAGACACCUGAACACGGAGCACCAGUUGGACGACCGCAGCACUGCCCAGUCACGUGUCCAGAUGGAGGUGGUCAGUUCUCUCGAGUCACAGCUUGCAUUCCAGAAGAAAGUCCUGAAGGCUAUGACAGACCACCUGUGUCAGCAGACCACAGCUGCACCACCACAACCGUCUCACCCACAACCACAGCCAACCACAAUACCCUCCCCCUUCUCUUCAUCCAUGUCUGUGACAUCAUCACAGUUAUCACCCAAGUCACAUGACAUGAAGCACAACAUAGCAAUAUCAUCUUUAAUGUCGAAGCCCUCCAUGAUCAACCCGUUCACCGGAACGUUCCUGCCCCCUGUCUCAAUGGUCCCCAGCCCCAUCAUGCACCGCCCCCCUCCCAUGGUCAGCACCCCAGUCACCCACCACACCUCCUCGUCUCUUCCACCCACCCCCAGCAGUGGGGGAGGGAGCAGUCGGGGUGGGGGUGAUGGGGGAGGUCCAGUCAGGAGGAGAGUCUCAGAUAAAUGCAAUCUUCCAAUUUCUGCAGAAAUCCAAAGAAACCGUGAGUUUUACAAAAACACAGACGUCAGACCACCGUUCACAUAUGCCUCUUUGAUACGACAGGCUAUCAUUGAGUCGCCCCACAGGCAGCUAACGCUGAAUGAAAUCUACCAAUGGUUCCAGAACACAUUUGCAUAUUUCCGACGAAACGAGGCCACAUGGAAGAAUGCUGUGCGUCACAACCUAAGUCUGCACAAAUGUUUUAUGCGCGUCGAGAACGUAAAGGGGGCAGUCUGGACAGUGGACGAGGUAGAAUUCUACAAACGUCGACCGCAAAAACUGGGGGCAGGCCCUGGCUCCAUGAAAACUCCCACAAUGUCAGACACUUCCCCCUACAACGAAACACUCAUCAGGGCUGCCAUGAGUGACGUGGGAUUCAUGAAGCACAACUUGAUGCCAGACCAGGAGAGUGCUCAGGAUCUGUCCAUGAAGUCAUCCAGUCAUGACCCUUUUGGGAGAUUUGAUGAGAUGAUGAUGAUCAAACAGGAAGUCCAUGAGAACUAUUCAGACCUGGACCUGAGCACCUCACAAAACAUGCCAAGCUCACGCCAUCACUCCCCCUCCCCCCAGCACCCUGACAUUCAUGACCCCCAGGGUAUUGAGGUCAAAGGUGGCCAGAUGGUGAUGGUGCCAGAUUUGAUGGACCACUACGACAGCAGGGAGGACCUGGAUGCUGAUGAAGAGGAGGAGCGACGAAUUGAGGAGGAGAGGAGGAUGGAGGAGGAAGAGAGGAGAUUGGAGGAGGAGGAGAGGAGGAUGGAGCUGGCAGAGAGAGAUCCCCAGAGACACGUGGAGCGUGGAGAGAGCCGCUACAGCGAGGAUGACGAGCACGCUGAAACUGAGGCGGAGAGGGAGCUGAGAGCAGUUCAGGAGAAGCUGGAGAGGGAGCAGGCGGAGGACAUGAAGCGGGAGAGGUCAGCUCUGACCAAUGGCUACAGGUCACGACCUGACAAUGGUCUCCAGCAGGGCUACGGGUCCAUGCCGUUUUCUCCCCUCAACUCCUCGGAGCACGAGCACCAUUUUCACAGCCGUGCUACAGCUGAGGAGGUGCGGAGCCAGGACCUCGGGGGGGUCAGCCAAGACUCGCCAUUCUACAGCUCAGGGAAGCAACUUCAAAGAUCAGCUGAGACUGAGGAGGUGGAGGACAUGAAAGCACCCAGUCCAACCACCAGACCUUUCAUCGUCCAGUUGCCAGACUCUGGCCCUGUGUUCCCCACCCCUCACCGCCAACCUCUCCUGCCCAGUGUGUCCCCCGUGGAUGCCCAAAUGUCCAGCGUCAUGUAACAAAUGUCCGGCGUCAUGUCAACCACCAUCCCGAACAAUGAGUUGACCAGUGAUCUCACUAAACAGGAGUGGCAUGUCACAUCCAGAAUAUGUCAUGUCUCACUCACUUUUGUGACAUUUUAUGUCACACUUGUUUUCAUGACAUUUCUAAAGCCUGGCUUAUAACUAAUGGUCAUGUGACAUGUCACAUAUCCUCAACAAACUGCUUGACUUGCAGUUGACCUUUUAUACAUGACAUGCCAGAAUAUGACACGUCAUUAUGUUGUAUUUUAUGGGACAGACUUUCUGAUGGAAGACUGUACUCAUCCCAUCCAACAGAUUUCAGACAAUAUUUGAUGGACUACUUAAACCUACAAGCAGCUGUGUCAUGCUGGACGGCUGAUGUUGGAUGGCUGAUGUUGGACGUCUGAUGUUGGAUGUGUGAUGCUUGACGACAGUGAAAGCUGGCUUGUUCAAUCUCUCAGGACUUUGAUAAAUGUGGUUUGAUUUUAUGCCAUGAGACGUUUUCUUUUCCUUGGAUCUAGUUACACAGCUGGGGAUGUAAACGUUGGACUGUGGUGUGAUUGGACUUGGCUAGCUGCAUCAUGGCUAGCUGCAUCAUGGCUAGCUGCAUCAUGGCUAGCUGUAAUUUCUCUCCUCCCCCCCCC
Messenger RNA from Physella acuta, 4025 nucleotides. Its product is annotated as forkhead box protein P1. Gene Ontology annotation, cellular component: nucleus. The record is from RefSeq and is a predicted model, not a curated record. Gene Ontology annotation, molecular function: RNA polymerase II cis-regulatory region sequence-specific DNA binding; DNA-binding transcription factor activity, RNA polymerase II-specific. NCBI's taxonomy places the organism in Eukaryota, Metazoa, Mollusca, Gastropoda, Physidae. Gene Ontology annotation, biological process: regulation of transcription by RNA polymerase II.